This is a messenger RNA of Neohortaea acidophila, 474 nucleotides long. RefSeq lists its product as uncharacterized. Lineage: Eukaryota; Fungi; Ascomycota; Dothideomycetes; Mycosphaerellales; Teratosphaeriaceae. The transcript has a single exon. The coding region runs from base 1 to 474 and encodes 157 amino acids. The record is from RefSeq and is a predicted model, not a curated record.
AUGAAUAUUAAAGAAUUUUCUAAAGGAUUACUAUCUAGUAGUAGUACUACUCCUUCUCCUAUUAAAGAGCGUAAUAUACGCGCGAAUUUAGAUAUAGAUCCUGAUUUUUAUAAUACUUAUAGUAGUAGUAUUUUAGAAGAAGAAGAAGAAGAUAAUAGUUAUUCUUAUCUUAAUAGGAUUUUAGAAGACUAUCCUAUUACUACUACUUCUAAAGAAUCUAAAACUAUAAAGAGAGUUAGUUUUAACUUACCUAGUAGUAUAGAAACUAUUCCUAAUAAUUUAGAAGAUAAUAUAAUAGAAGACUUAGAGGUUAAUACUAGUUUUAAUAGUAAUAGUAGUACUAAUAGUACUAAAAAGAGAAUAAAGAACUUAAGCUUAGACUUAAUAGAUAAAUCUAGAAUAGAAGGCUCUUCUAAAAAGAAUAAAAGAGAAGAAAUAGAUAAGUAUUUUAAAAUAAAAGAAGAAAGUAAAUAA